CGCCCCUGACACUUCCUAAGAGACUCUCAGUCCUUUCUCUGCAGCUGCCGCUUGAAGACUCCGCGCUUCCCCCACCUAAGGAAAGAAGUUAUCCAUCUAAAUCAGUUGUCCUAUCUGCGUCCCUCGUUUCUCUCUCUGGGAGCCGCUUACCCCUAGCUCUUCCAUUGUGUUGUGCCUUUUCAGUUUAGCCCCGCUUGCUGCGUAAGACUUUCACUCCGUUUGCUGCAGGGAGAUUUACUCGAGAGUUUCCGAACCUCCAGCUGCAAUGGAGCUCUAUGGAAAGAUGGCCUCCGCCCAAGAUGCCAGAUAUGGUCAGAAAGACUCCUCUGACCAGAACUUUGACUACAUGUUCAAAUUGCUGAUCAUUGGCAAUAGCAGUGUGGGGAAGACAUCUUUUCUGUUCCGUUAUGCGGAUGACUCCUUUACAUCUGCAUUCGUCAGCACAGUUGGGAUCGAUUUCAAAGUAAAAACUGUAUUCAAAAAUGAAAAGAGAAUCAAGCUCCAGAUUUGGGAUACAGCUGGCCAGGAAAGAUACAGGACUAUCACCACAGCUUAUUAUCGUGGGGCCAUGGGCUUUAUUUUAAUGUAUGACAUCACAAAUGAAGAGUCCUUCAAUGCAGUGCAAGAUUGGUCAACUCAGAUCAAAACGUACUCUUGGGACAAUGCCCAGGUUAUCCUGGUUGGGAACAAAUGUGACAUGGAAGAUGAGCGGGUCAUUUCAACCGAGAGAGGCCAACAUUUAGGAGAACAGCUUGGGUUUGAGUUUUUUGAAACAAGUGCCAAGGAUAACAUUAAUGUCAAGCAAACAUUUGAGCGCCUCGUGGAUAUCAUCUGUGACAAAAUGUCAGAGAGCUUGGAGACCGAUCCAGCCAUCACUGCCGCAAAGCAGAACACAAGACUCAAGGAAACCCCUCCUCCACCGCAGCCUAACUGUGGCUGUUAGUGCCCCUCGCACACAGGCAGCUCCAGGGGGCUCCGGUUGCCAAGAAACAGCAUUCAUAAAUGGUCUAUUAGCCUUCACUUAUACUGCCUAAUAAUUAUUUGAAGGAAGUCUUUGAUGUCAAUGGCCCGUUCAUGCAUUCAAAUCUUGGGAGAUUUAUUGUGUUAAUAUGUGGCAAAUAUGUGAUCUUAAAUUUGUAAGGACUAUUCAUCUAUAAAAAUCUGGUACCUGCAUGUGACUUGUUAUUUACUUGUCUUCAAGUUUCAUUUCUUUUUGUUUUUUCAAAUUUCUUCUCAGUUAAGCUACUGCUGGGACUUCAGACUACCAUUUUGUUACAUCUGACUUUUGUGCCAUGGAUUCAAACUAUGCUACUCACUUGUAGAGAUGAUGAAUAAGGAGUUGCUUGAAUGUGUAUGUGUGAGCAGGGCGAGAUGGCAGGAGACUUAAUUUGCUUUCCUCUUAACUGAAAAUCAAGUGAAAAUGUUACUCUUUAGGGACAAUGUCACAGGUCAAUGUCACUAGAAACAAUGUAUCUAUUUUUCAUUCAUAAUUGAGGAGGCCAUUGACUAUAAGUAAAUUGAAAUAUUGUUUUUAAGGCCAUUACUAAGCCAUUACUAUUAACCUGACUGGAACCAGAUUUAAACAGUUAUAUCAAUUUACAUAUUUAAAUAAGCAAAUAUCCUUCCCCAGGACUGCUCUUUCCACUAAUUCUACCCAACUUUCUGAAUAUUUAGGAGCACUGAGCAGAUGAAAAGGUAUCUACUGGAAGCUAGUUAUGCAGUAAGUGUUUUAACCAAGAAGAGUGUGAGUAGCUAUAGAAUUCCAAGACCUGAGCUCCCCUACUUCCUUAGAGGCUUGCUCCCCACCACACAUUCCUGUACUACCACCACCACCACCACAACUCUCUGGAACCAUCAACAUUCGGAGUAGAAGUUAGGUUGAACCUUGUUAGUGCUUCUAUUCCUGUAGGAUAUAGACUUGCUUCCCCAAUCGUUGCCUUCUGCUCAAACCUCAGCUAUGUUCUUCUGUCUAUAUAGAAGUUGUUUGAGUAACGUUUCAAUGGGUCCUAAGUUGAGGAAGGACUGAUUUCCUCUUGACUGUUUUUUAAUCUGGGUGUUUGUAAUUGUGUAAGUCUUUAAACAUGCUUACUCUGCUUAGAGAACACUCUGUAGCUGAAAGUUCCAGGAAACCUUUGUAUCUACAGCAAUUUGAAAAAAGGAAAGGAAUCAUUUGAACAUCCAGACUUUUACCCCAGAUUUUCUGAAACCAAUGUAUAAAUUACAGACAACAGAUUCCAGUGUUGUGUGGAACCCUGUUGAGGAACUUGGCAUUGUGUCAAAGUCCAGUACUAUUUACAGUUAGGAAUUGGGGAGGGCAGUGAUCAGUGCUUGACAGAUUCUGAAAGUCACUUCCAUUAGGUUGACUUUCUCUUUUUUAGGGGGUUGUGUUAAGGAUUUUUUAAAAUCUUUUUUUCAAAAACAGAGAAGUGAAAAUAUUGGGUGCACAUUUAUUAUUUAAGGGUACUGAUAGGAAAAUAUGCAUGUAUCGAAAGAUGUCUCUGGAGAAUAAAUACCUACAAGUCAGGGAACUAAGUCACACACAUUAUCAGUAACUUAAAAGGUAAAAAAAAAAUGGAAAAGAGCAUUUGGGGUUUUUAAGCAUAUCCAUGCUCUUUUUUUUUUAUCUUUCUUAGUUUCAGUUCCACUAAUUGAUAAUAAAUUUCCACUCUCACAUCCUGUAAGAGUGAAGACAAGAAAACAUUAAUGUUUUAUUAGAAUUUAAUGGGGAAGCCUAAACCAAGUGUUCACUUACACAGUGUUGGACCACUAUCCAAGUCAGGGGAGAGCGAUGCAACAGUACCCCUGGUGUUCUUGCCAAGGUUCAUCCCACAAUUUCUAUCUUCCAAACCCUAAUGGAAGUGAAGAGUUCUGCAUUUAUUCUUAAUUCUGUAAUUGCCACCCUGUUGUGAAUUUCAUUGCAAAUAAUUCAAUGAAAUUUUUCUACAAAAGAAUGUUACAGAACUUAAAAGAAGGAAGACCCAUAUCCCUGAUUUAACACAUGCCAAGAGGAGUGAAUAUUCUCUAUUCCUAAUCUCAUCAAGAUAUCCUGGUUUUUAAAAUCAAAUUUGGCAGAUAGAACAACCAGCCCAGGGUUAACUUGGUGAGCUUCUAUUGACAUCAAGCUAUACUGUUUAUAAUUAUAGUACUAUAGUGCCAAGGUUUUUCAACCAUUUGGCCACUACACAUAUGUACACACAUACUCACAUGCUAUACCUACAUCUGCCAACAGUCCAAAUAUCUACACGUCAUUUUUACCAAUGCCUAAUCAAAUUUUUACCUUGCAUAACUAAAUUUGUACUUAAAAGAACAGGGCAUCUUUAAAAGUAUGCACUUGUGUUAGUUUGUAAACCUUAGACAUCUUCUCUUUUCAUCUUUGAGGCAAUUAAAUUAGUAUUUUAAGUCUAAAUUUCUCUUCCUUUGUUCAUCACCUGGCCAUUCUCCACACCUCAAAAUACAGUUAGGAAUAACUCUCAAUUGCUUCAGGAAGCAUCUUCCUGACUUAAAAUAGGGUCAGUUGAGGGUCAAUAUUCAUUUGAUGCCUAGUAUAUAAGUGCUAGGAUUUUUAUUUGGAAAACAAACUUUGAUGAUGCCCUUCAGUUUUAUCAGAAAGGUGCAGCAUGUGAUGAUAUAUGUGAAAUAUAAAUUACAAAAUUACAACUUACACUAUUUAAGACAAAUAUAUAUUUCACCUACUUAAUGCCUACCCAGAUUAAUUAUAGACAUUUUGUUGAUUUAGCACAUUAGGUAUUUUUUUAUGUGACGGAUUAAACUUCCAAUUUUAGCUACACUAUGCUGACAGAUUUUCAGGUAUACAGUUCUUUUUUUUUUAAAGGUAAUGCAUUCCACUACUAAACUUUCAUAAAACAACAUUAAUCUUGGACUGUCAUAGUUGAUAAUCAGUGGUUCAUUGUGAUGUGCUUUAUCCAACAUCUAUCUUAGUGCAUGGUUGAGGAUGUCCUACAAUCUUAAGUUACUGUGUGGCAUUUGUGGGACUGUAACAGCAAUGUAUCCACCCUACCAAGCAGUAGCAAGCUGAGGUAGCAGCUGCAUGAGAAAAACUGUGAUGUACAUCUUCAUUUAAAGUCAUGACUGAAAUCUUUCUAGACCAAAAAUUAGUGUGUUUGUUAAUAAUCCUCAUAGUACAGUUAGAGUGUUCAAUCAGGUAUUUUUAGGGAAACAGACGUGGGAGCUUGCCUGUCUAAGGAGCCCUUUGUCUCUCAAUCACUGAUUGCAUGACAGGAACUCUGUUCCUUUGUAUGUACACUCACUCAGUGUGCUCUGUCAGGGUGCCACAUGAGCAGCUAGACCCAAGUGAUCUUUCUAAUCAUGCCCAGAAAAAUGAUCUACUGCUCUGCUCAGCUCUGCCUAUUUGAGAGUCCGACCUGUGCAUUAGAAGUUUGGUAGUAAUGGUGAAAUCUUGCUGAUAUACUAAGCCUUUUAACAUUAAUGUCAACUUUUUCAAGUUCUUUACAUUUUAGAUGAAAUUUUGACCAAAGUCUGUUACAGAUAUAAACCUGUUUUAUACCCUAGAAUUCGCUGGAACAAAUUAGGCAAAAGAUAGUGUUUAUGACCAGAAUCUUCCCCUCAUCUUAAUUAUCUUCACCCUACACUACUCCUCAAGGGCUCAAGGUACUAGAAAUACAGUAUUCCUUAAGGAGGCAAAAACAGGUUGGGAAAUUUAUCUAAAAUGUAGCUACUUAUCAUUAUUGGUAUUUCAUAAAUAAAUGUAUUUUUAAAUAUUUCUACAAAUGCUUGACACUCUAGCCAAAUGAUAUUUCCCUUUGGUAGAUUGAAACAGUUUCUCCCAGGCUACACACAUUGCUGCCCCUCCCAACACACACUUACAACCCUGAUACUUUUUUAGCGAAGGGAAAAUUCCAUCCAUGGUGCUUUCUCAGGGCUAGGGGAAAAGGGGGUGUUUGCUAAGUGCCAACUGUAGCUCACAUCUUGUUUUUAAAGGCCCAUGAAAUAGAUUCUUCACACUGAUUUGAUGAGUCUGUGUGUCUGUGUGAAGAAAGAAUUCCCAUUAAACAGAGGGUGGAGAGAAAAUGCAUUCGGCAAACAUUCUAGUAAAAGAAAUGAAUUAUUUCAAAAAUCCCACAGAUAGCUUGGGUUGUCAGAUCAGAUCAUCUAGAACUUUUUAUUCAUGUUUUUCUUUUGUACUUCCUGAUUUGUUUUUGUUUCAGGGUUUUAAAAGCAUUAUCCUCAGAGACUGAGAGGACUAAGAAUAGUAAGUGAGACUCAGAUUUCACCAUCUAUUUCCUAUCUGCAGCUAUUAUUGGUGGAGUUUCAACCAGUCAUUACUAGCUAAACUGAGGCUGGGGGGUUACCUGUGUAUUUCAUUCAUCUGUGUUCAUAAUUUCAUUGUGGACAAUUGAGAGUUGGCUGUAACUAUUGCUUAAUGGAUAUAUUUUUAUAUUAAUGUUAUUUGGGGCCAAGGAUCACUUAAAGUUCAUGAGUGCUAUUCUUAUAGACACAAAUGGUACAUGAGCCACAUAGACACCUGGCCUUUCAGGGACGUGAGCAUGACUUACAUCUGACUAGUGAUUCCAUAUUCCUCCUUGUCAAAGUGAAGUUUGGGGAUGUUUGCUGUGUCAAUAUGACGAUUUUCAUGCAUUGUCUCAUCAUCCAUAGGCAGUGUGCUGAAUGAAAACUGUCCUGUAAUUCCUGUUAUAUAUUGUUAAUGUCAGAUGUGAUGUGAUACAGUUGGACUGUCCAAAUGUACAACUAUUUAAUGGUGUUUGUAGAACUGAAAUGUCUUAAAUGUUGCAUGAAAUAUGUUCUAAAAAUAGAUUUGUUUUCUAUUUUUCAACACCUCAGAAUUGAGGGUUCAUGGGCCAAUAAGUGCAAUAUUUAAUGACUUACUCAGUGUAUAUAAACUAGUGUGCAAAAGUGAAUUCUAAUGAAUGUGUGAGAUGCUUUGAUGGCUGUAUGCUUAUUCAAAUGAUUUCUUGUAGCAGUAUUUGUCUAGUGGUGCAAUUUAUACAGUAAAUAUCUUAUUGGUGUCAUGUGAAACUCCUCUGUGCCUACUUCAAAGUACUUCUUUUCCUAUAAGACCAAAUGUUUAGUAUCUGCAAAUACAUGUCAAUUUUACCUUUUGGAACUGUGGAUUUUAUUUUCAAAACAGAAUAAUUAUGAGUUUAUUUUAUAAAAGCAUUCCUUUGAUAAUUCAGAAUUCUUCUUAAGCCUCUUGUAAGAGUGUAUUAAGCAACUAAUUUAGAUACUAUGGGGAAAUAUGUGCAUAAAGAAGUGACUAUUUCUCUUUUCAGAAAGGUUGAUCACAUGUUAUGUCUACUAAGAAUUUUCACUCUUGAAUUUGUAUGUAUGUUUUAUUGUUACUCAACAUUUUACUUUGUUUUCAACUUGGAUACUGUCAACUCUGGGAACUCUUAUCACACCACUGUCUUUUUAGAUUAUAGCUGAUGUUAUGUUCACUUUCAAUUCUCAGUUGUCCACAUUGGUGAUAAAAGAGAAAUGCCAGUAUCCUUAUAUCACUUUGGUAUGUCUUCAUGAACUCAUAUAUUCAUCCUCAUACCCCCUUGGUUAAUCCCAAAUUUGGUGGCCUGAAACUUCACAGAGACAUAAAAUUAAGAAAUUAAGCCCAGUUGCUGGAUUACUAAAAGCUACAAAUAUUUAUGUAUAUGAAUGUUAAUUUAGGUCAACAACUUUAAACUCCUAGUUGCCAUUUCAAUCUUUAAGGUAAUGCCUCUUUUUAAUAUUGUACUUUUUUUCUCAUUUAGUUAGCUGGGUAAACCAUGAUAUCCUAAGGAAUAAAAACAAGUUACAACUUACUCAUUAAACAAUAAUGGAGUACAGUUGGUUCUAGAUGGUCAUGUCUGUCCAUACAUGUUAAAAAGGCUUCUGUUCUCCCUAUAUCACUUGACGGGGAACUGACAGGUGAAGAUGUGUUAGUCACAUUAAAUGGCUUUGGACUAUGUGGUCAAUAUGUGGACUGAAUUUAACUGUGAUUGAAAGUUGCAUUUAGCUCUCAAAAACCACUGAAAAAAUCAAGUAAACAUGGGCAAAACAGGGAAACCAAUGUUGUCUUUGUGCCAAAUUUUAAAAAUAAAGAGAAAAAAGAAAAGUGUUCUAGCCAACGAUAGAAUGAAAAUUUAAAGGUGUGGUUUAAAGUGUCAUUUGUUGUCACAUGUUAUUAAAUGCCACAUACUCAGUACUGUAGGAAUCAACCAUGCAAGAGGUAUGGCUCCUGUCCCUAAUGAGAAUGAGGAGAAAAAAGUGCAAGAUAUAAUCUAAGUGCUCAGUUAUGUCAAGAGCACAGAGAAUGGGGACCUUAAGGAACUGGAAGAGUCAAGAGUAGCUUCAUGGAGGAGGUCAGAUAGGAUCCCAGAAAAAAAUUAAAUAGUGAGGAGAUUGUGCCAGGCUACUGAGUGGCAAAGACCAUAGUAUAGUCCCUUUGAACGGGGGUGUGGCAGAGCUGGCAGCUAUAGAUGAUUGUUUUCUUCAAAGUGACCCUUUGAAAAACCUCAAGUGACCCCAGUUUAGCUCUUUGUCUUUCUGUCUCCGUGAGGAAGACAAAAUGUCCUUUCCCAUAUUCCUCUGUCUGGAGCAGCCUCAUGCUCAGCCACAAAAUCCAAGUUGCUUUAAAGCCACAUUAGAACCAUUAAUUUAGACAUUUGCCAAUGCCCAGAACCAUGAGACAUUGUUCAACCUAAUGUCACCCAGGCAGAUGUGACCCAGAGAUUUUUCUGUAGCUCCAUGUUUCCUGUAAAAGGAAUGAGAAAUGCACAGAUAAAAACCCUCCUUUGUACACCGGCACUUUUGGCUCCUUCGCAGUGACUGCACUGUGGAACUCUUCUUGAGAAAAUAGUGACAACAGCUUAACGCUUUCGUAUAGUGAUCGUGAUGUUUAGUUGAAAACUACUGCUGCAUAGCAAAUAUUGUGACUUCAUGUGUCCACAGGAGCGCUUGUCUGGGUUUAGAGCUAUAAAGUGUAUUCACAUUGUGAAGUUUUAAUUAUCUUUAUUGAAAUUAAUUGUGUAAAAAUUGGUAUGUGCUCUAUUAGGUAUUCAGUUUGUAUGUGAAUUCUGUGUGGAAAGUGGUUUUUGUUCUUUGAGUUUAUCUUGUUUUAUUUUUUGAAAACUACAAUAAAUAUCUAAGAGACUAUAUU
Molecule: messenger RNA, 8128 nt
Organism: Marmota monax (woodchuck)
Lineage: Eukaryota; Metazoa; Chordata; Mammalia; Rodentia; Sciuridae
Gene: Rab3c
Product: RAB3C, member RAS oncogene family
Exons: 5
Coding region: 266-943 (225 amino acids)
Biological process (GO): protein secretion; regulation of exocytosis; protein localization to plasma membrane
Cellular component (GO): plasma membrane; synaptic vesicle; endosome
Molecular function (GO): GTPase activity; GTP binding
Source: RefSeq, a predicted model, not a curated record